GUUGGCGUAAUUCAAUUUUUGGAGGUUCCCUCGGCGGCUUUAUAUAUAAGAGAAGCGCCACAUUCUCCCUUUCCACCGCCCAAGCCCGUUUAACGCAUUCCUCACCAAUUCUCCCACCCAAACCCUAAACCUAACGCCCGUUCAGUGCAUCGCCAUGAGAGGAGGAAAAUCCAAGGCUUCUGGUUCGAGUAAGGCUGACAGCAGGCUUGCUGUGAGGAAACAAACAAAGAAGGAAAAAAAAGCAGCAAAGGAUCCGAACAAACCAAAGAGGCCACCAAGUGCCUUUUUUGUCUUCAUGGAAGAUUUUAGGAAGCAAUUCAAGGAAAUGUACCCAAACAACAAAUCAGUUGCUGCUGUUGGUAAAGCUGGUGGUGAUAAGUGGAAGUCAAUGAGUGAUGAGGAAAAGGCUCCAUACGUGGCAAAAGCCGAGAAGCGAAAGGAGGAAUAUGAGCGGAAAAUGGAGGCCUACAACAGGAAAUUGGCUGGAGAGGGUGAUGAAGAGUCUGACAAAUCAAAGUCAGAGGUUAAUGACGAAGGAGAUGAUGAUGGAGAGGAUGAAGAAGACGACGAUUAAUUGCCCUGGAAUGUGUAUUGGGAUAAAUCUUCUUCUCUAGGAUUCUAAUGCUCAGCUUAUAUAUGUUAUAUUCCUUAACAUUGAUAUACUCAAUGUAAGGAUGAUUUUAUGAACAUGGUGGGUAAGCUUUCCCCUACCCCACCCCUCCCCACCCUUUUGGAUCUGCUAAGAUAACAUCGUAGUUACAUAAUCUGCAAUUAACUGUUUUGAUUUUAGAUGAUGGAUACUUUAUGAUGGUAGAUUUGAAACUCAGAUCUUUAAUAUGCAUCAUCAACUAUGAUUGUGUUAUUUUCAUAUCAUCAAGGUAUGUUUUGUCAUGUUAUGCCCCUAAUUUGGUAAAUUGCAUAUAUCUGAUUGAAGUUUACAUUUA
This is a messenger RNA of Andrographis paniculata, 944 nucleotides long. RefSeq names its product HMG1/2-like protein. NCBI's taxonomy places the organism in Eukaryota, Viridiplantae, Streptophyta, Magnoliopsida, Lamiales, Acanthaceae. The record is from RefSeq and is a predicted model, not a curated record. Bases 155 to 574 code for a protein of 139 amino acids. The transcript is spliced from 8 exons.